This is a messenger RNA of Lymnaea stagnalis (great pond snail), 26698 nucleotides long. The record is from the annotation of a GenBank genome assembly. NCBI's taxonomy places the organism in Eukaryota, Metazoa, Mollusca, Gastropoda, Lymnaeidae.
CGGACUGUGACGAUGGCGAUGCGAGGCCGAGGACACAGACGCUUCGGAAAAAAAAAAAACUUGUAAACAAGUCUGACGCCUACUGCUAAUACUUUCUAACAUCUGCUUCGUAGUGGUGUUGUAUUUAAAUACCAACAAAUAUCGAAUUGAACCGGUGUAUUCUUUGUGCGAAGUGAAAGUUGUUUUGUACUGCCGUACUUUACUGAGGUGAGUAGCAGAUCAGUUUUUAGCUGUGAUUAUUUCAGCAAGAAUUAAUGUGGAAGUUUAAACAAACAAAAUGUAAACCAGCGACGCAUUUUGUUAGUUUACAAUAGUUGACAGGGUAGACCUGCUUGUGGACCUGCCCAAGGUUGGAUUGUAAUGGAUAAAAUGACUGAAACACGCGAUGCUUUAAAAAAAAAAUUAAAACAUUAAAAAGAAAUAAAAAUAUUAUAUUUUAUUACAUUGAAACUGUAAGCACAUGUGUUUGAACUUACUUACACACGGUUGUGGAGUUAAACUUUUAAUUCAUUAAAUCCGUGCAAGCUGAUGGCCGCCAGUUGAUGUAUUAUGUAAGGGAAGGGGUGGUCAUUUAUCUAUUUGCCUGGUUCUAAAAUUGUGAUCCCGAGGAAGUCCAGUAUUUUCCAGCUGAACUGAGUAGUCUCGUUGCCACGUAAAGUGGCUGACCAUCGCUUCCACAUUCAAAUUGCCAUCAUAGGUAAAGGUUUUACAUUUCCAGCUUUAUUUAUAAACACGGAACUCGAAUUUAUACCGUUAAAUCCUUUCAACCCCUCCCCUCCCACGUAAACACCUUUUGGCUUCAUUCCACCCACUUUUAAAAGAAAAAAACCCAACAUUUUCAAGCUUAAAACGGUGCUUAAAACUAAUCAGAAGUAACCAACGUUUUAUAUUGACUUUAAAAAUCUUUCUGUAAAACCCACACAGUUGUCACAGUAUGUCUCCAUGAAACAGAGGGGGGGGGGGAAGGUGGUGGGGUGGUGAGGUGUAUGACUUCUCCACUCCUGUUAUAUGUAAAUUUCACGUCUUUAUUCGUCAUGGUUUCGUAGAGCAUUUCACCUGACAACGACGUGGAUGCUCUUGUCUCAAUGGAGCAGUGGGUUAGCUGCGCCAUUUAGCCGGAGGCCCAGAGAUAUGUGCGGAGGCCCAGAGAUAUGUGCGCCAUAUUUGUCUUGUUUACCUGCACCCCUUCUUAUUUAACUCAUCUCACCUAGCCCCUGAAAUGUAUUAUAACUCAUAUUAGGGAAAUGUGAGGAAAAAUCACGCUUGUAUCAUCUGGAUUCGUUUCUGUUAACGUGCUACGUCAGAGUUUCGAGUCCCGUGUGAGGGAAUGUACUAGUGGGUGUAACCACAGACGUGUGUCAUGGGGAAUGGUAUUUAUCUUCGCGCUGUGGCCCCGUUAAUUAGUAGGAGUACAUCGCCGGCUAAGGGCGGGGGGGGGGGGGGGGGGGGGGCUGAAAUGGCCCGGCACAAUUCAUGGCUAACACGGUGAGGUGCUCUGAAGCUUGGCUUGCAUGAUCAGCAGUAGUAUGGUCAUGGUUGCGGGAAGUCGGGGAAACUAUACUCCCAAUUUAAGCACAUUCCGGCCAAUCCCGCCGGCCAGUGAUGACUUUUCAUUGACGUUAACCACAUGACACGGUGACAUAACAUUAUGUUGAUUGUUAUAAUUAAAAAGUAGUCCUUGAGUUGGUGUGUCUCUGGAGUGUCUGAAAAGUCUAAUACUUCACAACCCAACAUACACACACUAUGGCAAGUUCUAAACCUGAAAUACAUUUAAAUAUGUUAUUGUCACUGACCCAUUUAAAUGGUGUUAGAAAAGGGAAAAAAGAGUAAUUAAAUCGUAAUUUUAUUUUUCUUUCUUCGUAGAAAUCUCUCCUCCCCCCCCCCCCCCCCCCUGGGGGGGGGGGGGGGGGGGGAGGGGGGGGGGGGCGACGGCAAUUUAUUUGGGACGGCACAUUCCAACAGAAUGUAACAUAAGCAGUGUUGAUGUGUGAUUAAAAUAGACUGUCCCUGACCCUGUGUUGAAUCUGUUUUCCUCCAAUAAUCACUGCCCACUGUUAAUAAGAUGAGAAACUCUAUGCUUUGUGAUCACAUUUCUUAAGCGAUCCCUUUCUUAAGAAGUUUUCCUGUCAUUCAAGCGUCACUGUUGUUGCUUUGAGAGCGCUGGAGUCGGCGACUAGUGGGGCAUUUAAUUUUCCAAACUUCCGAUGAAUAAGUUAAGCUGGAGUCGUCACAAAAUCUAUUCUUUUAAAAAAAAAAAAAAUUUUUUUUCAGUUUGAGAUUUUCCCAGAGCCACUCACUACUAAAUUUUCUUUUCAAUAAGUCAUUGAGUAAAUUAUCCAAAUGAAAUUAUUUAUAUUGGAAUAUGUUAAAACCGGUACUGAGUUGUUUUUUAUUAAUAAUUUUGCAAGCGUUGCAUUAAAUAAAAAUUUAAAAAAAAUAAAAAAUUCGCGCUUCGAAGUCCACAGACAUUAAAAGCUGUCCUGUGGCCGUCACUAGGAUUCAUCAGAUCUAAAUGUCAUACAAGCAAAACCCGGGAAGAUUACAUACAUUUAUCGCUUCCAGACAUAUCUAUAACGAUGGUAUUUACUGAAUUAUCUAUUUUAAUCCACGAGAGACAACCAGCAACUUCCAACACAAUUGUCAAUAGUUGGUGUCAAUGUCCUCAUGCCGUCACGAGAAGUGAGCAAUUGAGCAUGCGUAAACAAGGUGUCUAUCUAUGUGGCGAUAAGCCGAGAUAUUUUGGUUGAGGCGAACAAGCGGGCAUUUGUUGACUGGUGAGAGGGGGAUUGCCUUGGAACUGACAUAAACAAACACGUAUGUGAUCCUGUUUACACUGUGAUCCUGUUUACACGAGUAUUUUUACAUCAGUUGGCUCCAGCCCCAACUACGCUGUUCAAACGGGAAACAUGUUGCUUGCUGGGAGUUGCAGCAAAUAGUGAAUAGAUGCAUUGAUGGAGUUGUGGGCAUUCGAUGUGCGAAACCACAGUCUAGAGCAGUGAACAAGUAGCGGUAGUGGAAUGGUGUUCAGAAAAAACAAGUAUCCCGGGUGACAUUCUGGCAUCAAACCUGCUACCCUUAACAACUGUAUGGACGCCACUUUCUAUCUCCGUGGAGCAGACCUACAGACGUUCAUACAAACCAUGAUGCAUGCAGCUGGGUCAACUCAGGGGAUAUUUUGACGAUCACCAGACAUUGUGUUCAUUUUUUCACAUGUUGAGUAGGCCUAUAUGAAAUGUAGGAUGUGAUCGGCCAUCAGUGCCAUAAUUUCGGCCAUCAGUGCCAGUAUUUUGGCCAUCAGUGCCAGUAUUUUGACCAUCCAUGCCAGUAUUUUGACCAUCCAUGCCAGUAUUUUGACCAUCCAUGCCAGUAUUUUGACCAUCCAUGCCAGUAUUUUGACCAUCCAUGCCAGUAUUUUGACCAUCCAUGCCAGUAUUUUGACCAUCCAUGCCAGUAUUUUGACCAUCCAUGCCAGUAUUUUGACCAUCCAUGCCAGUAUUUUGACCAUCGAUGCCAGUAUUUUGACCAUCCAUGCCAGUAUUUUGACCAUCCAUGCCAGUAUUUUGACCAUCCAUGCCAGUAUUUUGACCAUCCAUGCCAGUAUUUUGACCAUCCAUGCCAGUAUUUUGGCCAUCCAUGCCAGUAUUUUGACCAUCCAUGCCAGUAUUUUGACCAUCCAUGCCAGUAUUUUGGCCAUCAGUGCCAGUAUUUUGACCAUCCAUGCCAGUAUUUUGGCCAUCAGUGCCAGUAUUUUGACCAUCCAUGCCAGUAUUUUGACCAUCCAUGCCAGUAUUUUGACCAUCCAUGCCAGUAUUUUGACCAUCCAUGCCAGUAUUUUGACCAUCCAUGCCAGUAUUUUGACCAUCCAUGCCAGUAUUUUGACCAUCCAUGCCAGUAUUUUGACCAUCCAUGCCAGUAUUUUGACCAUCCAUGCCAGUAUUUUGACCAUCCAUGCCAGUAUUUAAGCCAUCAGUGCAGCAUGUUGUGUGUGACACGCACAGAUGAAUGCACAAACAACUGAAGGCUGGCAACAUUUGGUCAGUGAUGCUCUAUGUACUUUUGGUGAAUCAAUUGAAUCCCCAUUUCUUUCUUUCAGCAAAUGUUAUCAAAUCAGGUCAUGGCAAAGAACACCUCUAUCCACUUGUGUGUACGGUGUUUCAAUUGUGUUCAGCAGCCAAUUCGUGUCCGAUUCAGAGCACCCACCUUGUACAUGUACAGUGUUUCAAUUGUGUGUUCAGCAUCCAAUUCAUGUCCCGGGUUAAAGCACCCACCUUGUACAUGUUUGGUGUUUCAUUCGUGUGUUCAGCAAGUAAUUCAUGCCCCUGUUGUUUUAAAGCGCCCACUUUGUACCAAUUUUAAUCUUUGCUAAUUAAAAAUAAUAUUUUGUGAUACUAAUCUUUGCUUAUUUAACAGAUUAUCUCUCUAUCUUGCAGAUUUUUGUCAUGUUCUUUCAUAAUCUGAUACACAUUUGGGUUAACUUAUUUUACACAUCUUACAUCCAGGGGCUCUUAAGAAAAAUGUUGAACUAAAUUUCAAUGUAAGCAAGAUUAAAUAAGCUACACUCUAGGCCUGAAAGAAGUUAGUUUUGUGUGGACAAGAUGGUGCUUGUGUAAAGUGUGUGUAUGUGGUGAGGGGCUGUUAGAGAGUGUACUGUAUGGGUCCCAUUGAAACCACUCAACUAGGCCUACUUCAAGUUUUCGUAAUUGCUGUUUAAAACAGUGUAAAUUAUAUAGUCUAAGUCUAUGAAAUUAUGUUGUGCUAUCCACUCAAACAUCUCAUUUCUUCUUACUCUGGUGAAAACCAAAUGUAUUGUGACCUAUGUGAGGGAGUAGUGUUGGUACUAUACUGGUUAAGAAACCAUUGAACCUAACCUUGUUCUCUCCUCCCCCAAAAACCUUUUCUUGUUUGAGCCUUUUCCCACCACAUAUGAUUAUGUCUUAUUGCAAAUAAAAGAAGUAGUUCUUUUUUAAAUAUUGAAUGUCUUUGUCAAGACCUAUUAACUUUUGCUCUCUCGCAUUCCCGGGCGUUCCCGGGAAUCCAUGUUGGUUGUGAACAGAGGUUAAACAAGGUUGCUCUCAGUGACAGCCCUUUAGCGCGAAGAUGCUCAGCCAAGGUUAAAGUCGGGAGGGGGGUGUCUUUUGCUCAAACUUGGCCUGUGUUAUCUUUGACUACAAAUGGGCCAACCCUGGUAUGUGUGGGUGAGGGGUUAUGUGCAAAGAUAGGACAAGAAAGGGGGUAAGGCUCAUUGUAGAGUGUUUGCUAAACUUUCCUUGCAGUGUGGGGAAAUAGAUUAUGUUCAAAGAAAGUUUGAAUGAUACUUGGCUAAACUUAAAAUAGAAAACACUAAAGACAGAAUAUUACCACCCACACUAAUGCAAUGUUCUUGUUGCUGAUACAAUGUUCUUGUUGCUGAUAACGUAUUGGAUGCUCAUACCAUGUUGUUGGAUGCUCAUGCCAUGUUUUUGGAUGUGCAUGCCUUGUUUUUGGAUGGUCAUACCAUGUUGUUUCGAAGUGUCACUUCUGCAAGAUGCAAAUGCAUUUGAACGAGUUUUUUAAAUUUAUUUGAAAGGAAAGCUAAAGUGGGUGUGAAACUGAUAAAAGGAAAGUAAAUUCUUCAUAUUUGAAUUUUGAAAAAAUCUUAGUUCCAACCACUAGCUCAUCACAAAUUACAUUUUAAGAUGUCUUGUAAAUUUAUGACAAUAUGAUUAUUAACUUCCCCUUACAACAAGGACUUUAUUCAUCCUUGAGAUUCAGCUUUAGUUCUUGACCAGACAAACCAGAAUUGGUCAGAUAUUUCAUUGCAGUCUGUAGCAUAUAGUCUAUUCUAGUCUAGCUACAAACAUUCACCUUGUCACUCCAUUCUCUGUAGUGUAUUCUGUACACCACUGUCAGUGGCAGGAUAGAGGGGCAAAGGAAAAUGUGGAGCAAGAGGACUCAAUCAAAAGACAGUUUUAAGGUUGGGUCACCAUGAUUUCUCUAAUCAAAUAUCUUUGCGAAAUUGAAACUGCUUUCAUGUGCACACACAGAUAAAUGGCUCUCCACCAUUUAAUAUUCUGACAUUAUUUUUAAAAAAUUGGCCUAGAUUACACUGCUCCAUUGGUCUCCAUGACAGCAGUUGUGUCAAUCACUCAAUGUCCACAAAACUAAGCCAGGCUGUGGGGAUAGUUUUGGCAUGGUGUAACCAAGGUGAGGCUCUGAUGAGGUUAUUUGACAAAGCAGAUAGAAAUUUGGACUUUAAAAUUUUAGGGAUACUUACUUGUAUAAACUCUAGACAUCUGCAACUAUUUUAUUUAUGGUUGGAACUUUUUUGACAGAACUUUAAGAAGUGUAUAAUGAAAGCAAUUAUUAUCAUACACAAAGUUAAAGCUUUUCAACAACUCCAAAAGGAAAAGUCUCUCCUGCCAAGUGAUUAUUUUUGGGGAAGAAAGAGUUGGAUAAAAGAAAGAAGAAUAAGAAAAAAGGGGGUGGGGGGGGGGGGAAUGUACUCCUCUCUCAUUACUUCAGAGCUUCAAUACAGAUAGAGAAAUUAAAGUUGUUUAAAGUAAUUUUUUGUGUUUUAAGAAUUACUCAACUGGUUUACUUAUAAACAAUAUUAUUAAGCUUGUUGGGACAUUUAUAUUAUUAUUAUUAUUAUUUUAAAUUAGUCCAACAGUUUUAAAACUAAGACAAACUUACAGACACUGGAGUACAUUACAUAUUGGUGACCUUUAUCCAAACUGCCCUUGACCUACUUUGACACAAAUCUUAAUUGCUCUUAUCUGACUACUGUGUGCAUAUACCAACUUUCUAUUAACUUCAUGUUGAUGAUGUUGAUAUAUAUUGAUCUCUUCCAUGUAUAGCUUUUGUUUGGUUUGGUAAUCACAUUCACAUGUUUAUACCACUGGUUCGUGGAACACUACAGAUCUAAACUUUGGUACAUAGCUCAGUCCAUCAAAAUGAGCUGGAUUAUUAGGUUACCAAUUGUGUCAUUAUUAGUCAUUAUGUCAAAAUUCAAAUAAAAAGAUGGAGGAGCAAUCUGUGUUUAAAUAGAGGAUUCUAACAAUAGUACAUCCAAGUGUUAAAAAAACAAACCUCUCUUAUCUUACUUCAAACACAAAAUUGGCACUUAUCUUGUGUUGAAAGAAGAUGGAAAGCAGUCAAUCAUGAUAAGUUUUCCCAUUAUACUUCCUCGUUAUUAAAAAUUCUUAGUAUAAUGGAAUAAUAAGAAAAUAAAAGAAAGGGACUUUUUUCUUGUUAAAAUGCUUGUAUGCACCUGUCAUUUAAAUCUUAACAUUUUGAUUAUGAUGGAUAACAUUUAUAAAAGUUUGAUGUACAUCAUUUUCAUUAAAUUUCUCAUGUAAAGGCUUAAAGUAGUGGUGAUGUAAUGUGCAACUGGCCCCCACUUUAAUCCAAUUUAAGCUCACUGUCGAAUAUAGCCUUGAUCAUCUUAGAUUGCCAAGGACAAUUAACAACACUCUGUAUAUUGAAUAAAGUGUUUAGCACCUUAAGGUUAUUUAUUAGAUGGGAUAAAAGUUAAUAAAAAUGUUCUGUUAAAUAGAUUUUUGUUAUAAAUGACCGUAGUGGUGUUUGCAGUUCUCUCCCCCUUCCCCAUUUUUUUUAAUCAUAUAAGAACCGAAGCUGAAAAUUUUUAGAUCCUCUUAAUUAAAAUAAAAAUUAUUCAAGACUUUCACUUAGUUUAUUUCCAUAGGAAAUUAGAUUUUGAGUUUCUUUUUUUUUUCAAUGUAACUUUAUUACCAGUAUUGAAACAUUAAAUAACUUUUUUUUAAAAUUAGUUUUAAAAGGGAAGUUUUUCAUUCCCAAGUAUGAAUGUGUAAAUAAACAUUUACCAGGUUUGGCUAAGCUUGACUCUUACUUAAAAUAUUAAACUGAUUGCCUUAAACAACAAGCUCGUUCAGGGGUGGCCAACCCAAAAUGCUUCAAAUGCCACUUGAAUACCAAGUAAAACUUUUGCAGGCCACAAGUCAUUAAACCUGAUAUUAAAAAAAACACCCACAAAAUGCUGAAUAGAAUAAUUUAUCUAUUUUUAAUGCACAUAAUGAAAUGCAAAAUAACAAAUAAAACUAAACUAAUGUGAUAGUUGUUAAUCUUGAGUCUCGAUUAACUUUUUAAAGUCAAUUUCUUUUUAAAUGGAAUGAAAAAAGAAAUUUUAUAUUUGUGAUGAAUCAGUCAUCCGUGGGCUGCAAUAUUGAACAUGUGAUGUGGGCAGGGGUUGGCAAUCCCUGAUUUAGUCAGUCAGCUGUUGUGGUCUGUUUCACAACAGCUUACUUGGGUGGUGGUCAGCCAGAAAAGAGUUCAACCUUACAUUCUCUUCUUGCUAGUUUCACAGUUUAAUGUCCUGUAUUCUCUUCUUGCUGAGUUCACAGCUUACUGACAAUAUAAAUUAAAAGCUAGCCCAUGCAUUAUUUAAAAAUUUCUAUUUUGCUUUUUUCCAGAUCACCAGUACCCAGAUAAUUCUGUAGCAUCCCCAGUCAGCCAUGGCUUCUACCAAGACUGCCCCCACUGCACUGUUGGCUGAGAUCAACAAAGGUGACACUAGCAACCUUCAUCAUGUUGAUCCCAAGGAGAAGAACCCACUCCCAUCGGCUGAAGGUUGGUGUGCUUUACUCAGUCAACAGUCACAUGUCAUCCUAUGUAACACUGACUAAUAAUUUAGAGACAUUGAUGAUCAAGACAUCAGGGACAUGUCAUGUAUUUAUAAUACUGGCUAAUAAUUGGGAGAUAUAAUGAGCAAGACUAAUGGGUGUUUUCAUUAUUUCUAACUUGUCUGUCAACAUUGAUUGCAUCUAUAAGUAUUGAGUUCAUUUAUUUAACCAGUGCCUGUGACAGCUUAGUAUAUGCAUACUCACUGACCAUUACCAACAACAUGUAUACAUUGCUCUUAAAAAUCUUUGGUCUCUUUAAGAAAACUUAUUGGUAUUAUGUACCAUAAAUGGAUGCUUUGCGUAAUAAAAUAAUAGGAUAUAUUUUUUAAAUGGCUUGGUAAACUUCUUCAGAGCCAUGUUUUCAAUUGUUUAAAAUAUGUUGUCCAUUCAAACAUAGGACACUUAUGCAGUUGUUCAUAAACAAUUCUUUCUUUCUGUUGGUUUGUUUCUCUGACCACAUAGCAAGAAGGUCAGAGGUUAUUUGUUCUAAUUUUUACUAUUGGCUUUUAAAAACAUUAAAUUGGAAGCUUACAUUGGAUCAUUUGUUUAACUACCCUAUAUUAAAAUUUUAAAAUAUGCUUCAAGUUUUACCUUUGCAAUGGUCAUCAUGGUUCUUAUAUUUUCAAAUUAUACCUUUGCAAUGGUCAUCAUUGUUCUAGAAUAUUUCUUUCAAUCUUAUUGUUAUAAAGUCUUAAAAAAAUUAUUUUGGUGAUCCCUAUGUCCCUGUGUCUGCCUAGUUUUGUAUGUCCUUUUUUUUUUCCUCUGCAAAUCUUUUGGGUAAUAGUGCAUGACAUGGGAUUUUUGUACCAUUUGUUUCCCUUGAAUGCCUUUGGAUGAUCCACCCUUUGUAGAUGUCCAGCAAGAGCGUCUUCACCAGAAUUUACUGAAUGGGGUUAACCAGUUUGAUCCAGCAAGCCUCAAUAAGGCCCGAACCAAAGAGAGGGUCAUUCUCCCCGACUCCGGCAGUGAGUGGCCAGAAAUGGACCACAUUUGGUCUACUUUUUUUCUAUUUUGGUCAACUCACUAGUCAAACAUUAUAUGUGAAUUUUAAUGUUGGAAAAAAUAUACAUAAUAAGUUGGAAAUGCUAUUAAAAAUCCAUAAGAUUGUAAAGUUUUUCCACUUUGGGGGUUUUGUUCACCAAAUCAAGAUUUUAGAAUAGUAAUUUGCACUUUUUCUGAUUUUCUAAACAGUGACAGUAAAAAUAUACUAUUUAUUUAUCUAAUUGCUAUGAAAUGUGUUAUAAAAUGAUAGCAAAUGUGUGUGGGCUUUAAAUGAACUACAUAUACUUUGUAUAAGAUCUGUACCAUUGGGCUCAGAUCUGCAAAAACAGUUGUGAAAUAAAAUGUUCUGGUAACUAACAGCAAUAUAUUUGAAUAGAAUAUUAAUGAAGAAGUGAUGAUAUCCUAGAAAUAAAUAUUACUUUCAAAGUCCAAAUAGGAUUACAUUUGUGGUCUGCAAAUCUUAGUCAAGAUAUUUUAUUUAAAUUUUGUGUACAUUAGUAACCAGUGAGUUGACCAUACUGUAACUCUAACCUUUUUGUUCUACCCCAUGUAACACUAAAAUGGUGUCAGGCAAACCCUGAGCUUCCUGUACUCAAUUCUUGCACUCUGACAUCUCAAGUUUUGAUAAUGUCCAGGCGGUGGCACUACCUGGUUAUUACUAACUUGCAUGCCCACUUGAGCUCACCUCUUUAUUUGGUCUCUAAAAGUUCCACAUGGACGGAUCAUGGGAGUUUUGCUUCUUUGUGCUCCCUAAAAAACUGAACUAAUGAACUAAAUAAAAGCCAUACUAGUUUUAGAUAGGUCCUGGGCAAGGGAAAAGUGUGUCCUUAAAAAUAAGAAAGGAAUCUGCAAGUUUUAAAUUUGACAGAUACAAGUUUUUAAGGAAAAAUUCCCUAGUUCUGUAAGUAAUUUAGAAUAAUUUUUCAAAGAAACAAAUGCAACAUAAUUAUAGUCUAGGCUAAGUUUGCAGAAAAUAUUUGUUGGGACCUACAACAUAUGACAGUAAUUCAAAUCACUAGAAUGAUAACAAGAAUUUGCAUUAACUGACUGACCAGUCCUGGUACUAAAAUGUCAGAUCAAGGGAAAUUAUUAUCCCCAUUUAAAGAAAUUUAGAAUAAAGACUCUCUGGGGAAAACUCCAUUUGAUUUAUUCAAGCAUGUCUUUCUUUCAUUGAUUUGAUAGCUAGAAGCUCUCUUGGUCAUAACAAGAACUAGGCAUAAAAGGAAGAGGAAUUCUAGUGUGUGACAGGAUUUGAAUCUUUGUCCUUUAUUCUUAAGCAGCUCCUAGACAUUGCAAGUACACGGAUUUAACACUUCAAACAAAGUUGGACUUACAAAUGUAAACCGAGACAAAAUUAUAAAAUCCAUGUUUUAUUAUCUUGAAUGAAAAAAUAUUUUAUUAUAAUACUUUACUAUAAUUUCUUAAUAAUUUAAAAUCUUUUUUGUCUUCACCUGCCCUGCAUUAACUGUUGCCCCAUUUUACUGGCCUUUAAUACAAAGUAAGAAAGAAAGAGAAAAAAAAACUCAUAUAUAUAAUUACACAGACUUAAGCUAUUGUUAUCAUUUAUCACUUCCUCAGACACGUUAUGAUGAAAUUCUGUUAGAGAUUAAUUUAAAAUAAUGUGAAUGACUUUGGUUUACCACUAUUGGUUUGUUGCACUGUCUUUUGUAAGUAGAAAAGACAUGUCCCGUAAAAAAAAUGUUAGAACAUUUUUUUUGGUCACAGUAGUUUGUCAGUAUGAGUAAACAGAAUAAGUGCUUCCCAGCCAGUUGAAGAAAUAUCACUGACUAUUCAAUUGAUGUUAUUGUAUAAACCAUACAUUUUUUCACACUCAUUCAGUGUGCAGCAUUAAACUUUUUUUCCUGGGAUGCAUGGGUUUAAAGCAUUUAACUAGUGUUUAAUAUAAAGGGUGACAUCAAAACUCAUUUCAUUUAGUGAGCUUGCUGUUGUGGAUUUAAAUAAUAAAAGUUCCCUGCCUUGUUCUCUUGCAAAGGACAAAAACAUGAUCCAAUGUAGAAAUACUAAUGCUAUCCCAAAUGUAUAUAUUUCAUCAUGUUCAUUUUCUGUCCUCUGCCAUUAGUUUUAAGUAGGGCACUACUCAAAUCAUACCCAAUAUUAACCACUUAAAUAUCACCACCUUACCUUCCUAAUUUAUAGUAGUACUAUUAUUUGUAUUUUGAACAAUAAUAUGGCACCACUCCACACCUCUAUUAUUGUUUGUAUUAUUAUUAUCAUUGUUAUAACAAGAGUCCCCAAACAGAUAUUUUAAUUGCAAUAUCAAAAUAUUCAUGUGGUGAUCAUUUUCCAAUAUCAUUUCCAUGAUAGACUAGUUAAGCUCCUUGUGCCCAAUGCAUACUGUUGGGGACCACUGAUAAAUAGAACCCUACAUUCUUAUUGUUUCUUAAUGUUUUGUAUAACAUUGCUAUCAUCUUAACUCUCUUAGUAUCUAUAUCUUUAAAACAACUAUUUAAAUUGCUAAACAAUAACAGUUCUUAUGGCCAUUUGAAGUUAUGAGCAAAGAUUUUUUUUAUAAAAGGAUUACCAUAAAAAUCAUUUCAUACUGUGUUAGAAUAUUCCUUUACUUUGAGCAAAUAGACAUCAAAAGUAGACAUGGCUUUAGCAUAAUUCUUCAUUACCAAUCCUUCACCUCUAGUGGAAGUUAGUUAAGGAACACAGUUUUCUAUAUUUUAGAGUUUAUACAGAAUAAUUAUGAUUAAGCUUUAACAAAACAUCAUUCCUUCAAGGGAAUCAACUCCUCAGUCUUCCUCCAAGUUAUGGUCCUAUGAGUCAGGGUCAGAUUAUCAACAUGUACCUUGUGUCCAAGGAUUCUGUUUGACUCAAUACAAAAGCUCUAGAUACACCUGACCAAUUCAAGCUCAAGUUUAUUACAACUUUAUUAAAGUUAAUGGAGACAAAGUUAACCUAAUUUAACAAUGCUUGACUAUCUUAGACAUUUUUAUGUUGUCUAAGCUUAAACAUGCAUAUAAAACUAAAACUUAGUAAUGUGUCUAAACUUUAGAGUAACUCCUGCAUUAUGCAUGUUACAGGUUAAGCCUUCUUCAAUUGGCUGUAAGUCUGUUACAGGCUUAGCCAUUGUGUUAUUUCAUUCAUACUGAGGUCUAACCUUUAUCAUAUUUUUAUGUAUUCACUCAUUUUUCUAUGAUUGCUACUGCAAUUUCAUUCAAUUCAUUAUUCCUACUAAAACCAUCAUUCUUCUUUAUUUGUUUUUGUUAAUAAGUUAGGAGUUGUGUAAUUAUUUAUGACAUUUGAAACAUUGCAUGAAGUGUUUUUUUAAACACAGUAACUAUUUUAAAUUUUUGUUUUGUUUUUAUAAAUUUAUUCAUUGUUUUAAAGCUUCGAAGAAGAGAGAAAAAAAAGUCAUUUUUAAAAAAAGAGACCUUUUGUACUGUCUCAAAUAUUUGUCGGCAUAGUUAAGAUUUAUUAAUAUUGGCCAUGGUGUAGCUAUAAAGUUAAGGCCCCUGGGUGACUUUAUUGCUAAAAUUACAAAUUUUUAAAAAUAGAAUUGUGUGAAUUAUUUUUUAAAAAAUCUCUUACUGGUUCUUUCAAAAUGUUAACCUUUAUUUUUAUUAAAAAAUAUAAAAUAAUAAACAGAUUCUAUUAAAAAGUAUAAAAUAAUAAACAUAUUCUAAAUGCAUCAGCUUAAAUAAAACCAAAGCCAAAAAUAGUAGAAGACCAAGUGAUAAAGUUUUAGUUAUCUGAAACUAUUGAUGUUAUUUAUUAAGUAUUUAAUUCUAAGAUAGGGCCCCUUAAUGCCUUGCUACUUUGAUGUUUGUUAAGGUAUCGAUCAUAUGAGAUGGUGAAACUGCUUCCGUAAAUUAUUGUAGAGACAUGCAUGCUUACUACAUCUGAUGAUUGUUAAUGCUUGUCUGUGCCUUCACUUGCUUGUAGUUAUAGCAGAAGAAAAGCAGCACCAGGAGCACAUAGCAAAUAUCAGCCAAUUUAAGAGGACCAGCCUGAAGAGGGCAGAAUCAUUGGAGAAGGGUUGUCUCCCCUCACAAGAUGGUAGGUCUGCCGGUGGAUGUGGCAUCUGACCGUUGCCACUUGUACCAGUGUGAUACAGCGGCACUGCAUGACAACACACUGCACUGUAGCCAUACCUAUUAACUGCCGAAUUAUGUUUGAUAUGCAACAGUUUUUUAAGUAAUAAUAUUUUUGUAACCACACCAUGUAAAUCCUUAUAUACAGUGUAACUGCCUAAACCUGAUGAUGAACAUAUGAUAGCAUUAGCAAAUUGUUUUUUGGAAUGUGGCUUAAGUUUGAUACAGCAAAACUAUUGAGGGGCUUGUACAUGCAUUAGUUUGACCACUGGCAUGCAUUUACAUGUAUUAGUUUGACCAAUGGUGUGCAUGUUUAUGAAUAAUUCUGGAUAAUGAGGUACAUGCACAGACAGAUUAUGUGCUUAAGGUCAUCCUUCAAUCCACUCAUUUUUUUGGUAUUGAUUAAAUUUGUGCACACAUUCAAUUUUGAAUUGCCAUAGUUACUCUCAUUAUCUCAUUAGUUUCUUCAGUCAUGUUUUAGGUUUAUUGAGCUGAGAGGUUCUCAGUUAAGUUAUCCAGUAUUAUAUCUAAUGCAUUUGGCUGAAUGUUAAGGCCAUGACAAGUUUACCUACAACGUCUAUCAUAAAGUGUCUGCCAUAUUUAAGCCAGUACAGUAAAAAUAUGCAUGCAUAAGCGAUUUUAAAGCUUUCCAAUACAAAUCCAACUUGAUGUGCACUUGAAAGACCUCUCUGAAAAUGCCCUAAGCCCACACCCUUGCACAGCUAUUGAUGGCCUCUCUCAAUAUGGACAUUUUUUUUUCUUUUCUUUUAUCAAAAUGUUCGGUACUCAGUAGGGGUGUGCCGGAUCCGUUUUUUCCAACCGGAUCCGGAUCCAGAUUUUCUUAUGCGAAAUCCGCCGGAUCCGGAUUCCGGUUUCUCCCGGAUUCCGGAUUUUGGUACUAUUGGUAGAUACUUCGGUAAGUCAAGGUGGACUACUACUUUUUGUGUAUGGGAAUUCGCAAUCGGCGCCAAAAAAUCCGAGUUUUUAAUUUUCCGAUGUGUGUGUCUAUUUAUUAUUAAAUUAGUACUUUCGAUAUAUAUUUGAGUUCCGUUCCAUUUGGAUAAGUGUCUUACGAGAGACGCCAUGUUUCUACGCGUUCGCAGCAGGUUAUGCAGCUCGCUCAACCUAAUUUCGCCAUGGGGUUGGCCACGCCCCCCUUUUUAAUGGCGGAAGUUGACGAUACUUAGGAAAUAUUAAUUUAUUAUCACUAUUUACAUCAAAAUAAUUGAUAACUUGUGUUUCAGAAUGCAUUUAAAGACAUUUAAACUGGAAUGUUUUAAUUUGAGCUUUAACAACCCGGUAGAAUCCAUAUUAUAAAUGAUCAGAAUUUACCGUGUGCAACACGUUGUCAUUGGCAACCAUUCACAGCCACUUGCAUAACUGUAUCGUAGUACUACCUCAGAGUUUCAUUCAUAAGAGUUUGCCGUGUGCAAAAACUAUUAAACCAUUGGUCAGGGAAAGCUUUAAUUAAUUAUUCAUGUGCCAAAGUUGAAAGUUUAAACUAAGUCUAAACAGUAUUUUAGUGAUAAGGCAGGGAAUGCGUUGCCUUAUAUAAACUAUAUAGUCAUUGCGCAUGACGGGAUUGGCGGAAUGAGAUCACAGAAUGUGGAGAUGCAGUCCAUGUUAAAAAAUGACAAACCAAGUCGUACUUUAAAAAUUCAUAACUUUAAAACUACAACAGCUAAAAAUAUGAUUUUGGUGUUAUAAUUCUUUAAAAAAUUACAUCUUUUCAACUAUGCCAUUGGUUUAUUUUUACAAAAAGUUUAAAUUUUCUUAUCAAAGUCCCUACACUAUUGGCAACUAUUAGCGGUGCUGACUCUAGCCUCUGGUAUGUACGGAAUAUUAAACAUUAAACAAGCUCAACGCUCGAAACAAUCGAUUAAUGUAUCGUGAUCGUGUGGAAUUUGGGAAAGAGAAUUACUUUUAUUUCAGAUUAUGAUCCGGUGAGUCACAAAAUCUGGCAAAUUCCGAAAUCCGGUAUAUUCCGGAUUCCGGAAUCCGGUUGUUUCGGAUACAUGUAAAUCCGGCGGAACCGGAUUUCACCGGAUAGUGCAAAAUCCGGCGGAACCGGAUUCCGGACCGGGGUCCGGCACACCCCUAGUACUCAGUACCUGAGUUAGUUUAUCUUACACUGUCUCAAAAUUUUAUUAGAUUUACACAAACAGCUGGUAACUGACAUCAUGUCAGUAGUUACUAACUAGUUUAGUAAAGCUAAGAUCUAAGUAUUUACGCUGACCAUAUUUUAAACAAAUUUAAGGCCUUAAAAAGAUCAUGUAUUGCAAUAAGAAUGAAGUGUCAUGCAUGUAACAGCUGUGGUGUAAGUUGCCUUGAAACACAUCCUUCAUUUUUUAAUGGCUCAUAUCUUCCCAUUAAACCACCAUCCCUUGUUUAAUUAAAUACUUUUUAUAAAUUAAUAUUUAUAAUUAAAUGAGUUGGUCAAACUGUUUAACUUAUGUCAAUUCACGAGUCUCUGCCGAAGUCCCUGUUCUGUAUUCUGACUAGUAACAUGAGCAGCCAUUGUUCAUACUCUGUGCUCCAUCCAUGUACUGUGUGCCUGCUUGAAUUGAACCACUUGUUUAUUUCUGUUUCAGUCAUCAACCAGGAGAAAACUGAGGCUGAGCUGAGAGAGAGAAUAGGAACAUUCAACAAGGACAAACUGAAGCCCACCACCACAGAGGAGAAGACUGUCCUUCCCAGCCCUGAUGGUAGGAAUUGGUAGAACUAUUGUUGUUAUUUAUUUAUUUUAAAGGGGAUUGGGGCUUGGCGUAAUAGUUUGUGUUUGGUUUUUCUGUUAUGAUGACAGGUUGUUCUUUGUACCAUGUAAGUAUAGGACAUAGAGUUGUAUUGCAUGUUAGUAAGUAUUCUUAUGGGCAACCCAUUAGUAAAUGAGCUGUUGGAAAUCAUUGUAUUCAGUAACUCAGGUCAUGGAGUUGAGUGGUGUGUUGGUAGACCAUUAACUUUUGUAAAAAUAUAAUCCAAUAAUAAUCAGUUUUGUUCAUGUUCAAUGAAUUUGUCUUUGCUGUGCUCAAGUUGAUAUCGUGACAUGAAAUACAACCCCCCACCUGAAUUAAACAUCUCAAGUUGUCCUCACACACAGAUAAGCCUUCAUGACAAGUGUACUUCUGUCCUUCUUGUAAUCAUUUUGGUUAAAUCAGUGCCCAACAUCUAAAAAUCCUCUGGGAAUAUUCAGUUAACCCUCUUAAGCUUUUGCUCAAUCCUACAUUUUAAAGAUCCGCCGUGUACGAGAAAAUUUAUUUUUUAAAAUUUAAUUAUUAUUGAUGUAUUAACAUGAUUAAAACAAAAUUCUACUAAUGGAAGCUGAACAUAAUUCUCUUUAUUGAGAGAUCUUCUGAGAAUUGAAUGGACUCAUCAUUUCUCCACAAUAAAUUUAUCAGUUAUUAAUUCACAUUUAUCUAUUAUACAAUGAGAUCAUAAUUAGAUCUUAGCGUGGCUGGUUAAGACGCAUCAUUUGUGCUUGUAAUUUGUCACCAUAAUCAUCAAUGCUGAGUAAACUGUCCGCUGAAGCCACUUCCAUAGGAAUUUCGUAGAGGCCUGAUGCUUGGUGUACUUUUCAUGAGUUAAUUUUAUGACACUAAACAUUACCUACUUAAACUUAUCAGAGAUACGACAUGAAAAAGUAGAAAUGGAAAUAAGGGAGAGAAUUGGAUCCUUCCAUAAAGAGGAUUUGAACCACAUUCAAACACAGGAGAAGGUGGUGUUGCCUUCUGGAGAUGGUAAUUUGAUUCAGAUAAAUGUUAUUUGUAUUAUCACAAUAUUCCAUUUUUAUUAAUGUUGUGAAUUAGUCAAUUUUUUUUAGUCUUUGAGCUAGUUUGAAUUUUUAUAGUUUAUUUGAAUUUGUAUAGUUUAUGGGGUUUUAACUUUCUUGAAAACAAAACUCUUAGAAAAUUUCCAAGUAUAUUUCGCAAAAAAAAUUUAAUAAAACAAUUUUUUAUCUAGGUUGGUGUAUAGAUUUAAAAAACAACUCCAUUAUAUAUUUUUAAUCUGUCUAUAUUUAUCUAAUGUUUUAGCUUAACAUUAACAAUAUAUCAACAUUAUAGCAAUCUUAGUGUGUUUGUGUUAAAUGACCCAAUAGUCGAGUAACACCCAAUUACUUUACCAUUAGUAGCAAGGUUAGUCAUCACAUACAUAUUAAUGAAAUUAUUUGGAAAAAAUGUAAGAGAGAGUGACACUUGUUUUUAAAUUUUCCAACUGACACUUUGUUAGCACUAGUGAAUAUAUAUAUUGAAAAUAAUUAUGAAUGGUUAAAAAAGACUUAAAUAUUAAAUAAGAAAUCAAAAAAGUUUUAAAGAAAUCCUAUACACUGUAGAUACACUUUGCUGUAGCCAGUGCUUACAGAUAUUAUAAUGUACACUAGUGAUUUAUUAUCAAUUAUCCAAGAGCUAUCAAUUUAUUUCUUUGUCCUUUACAAACCUGCUUAACUUUCCUGCUGUUAGAGCAAUAAUAAUGAUGGGUUGUAACUUUUCCGUUUCCACAAAAUUGUUGUUUCAAUGUAAAAUAGCACUUGCUUCACAAUUCAUUGAUAUUUGAUUUACUUUUAGAGUUUGAGAGUGGAAAUGGGUUGAAAAACUGACAUAAUCCAAGGAUAGCACCUGUUAAAAUUUAGCAUGACUUAUUCCAUGUUUUAAAAAUAUGUCUUCUUGAAAAUAACACUCGAUGAAAUUUUGAGUUAUGUCCAAACUCCUGUCAAGAAAUGUUUCCAUACUUUACAUAGGUAAACUGAAUUUGAUUAAUGUCAAUAAUUUUAUUGUCACAUAAUGUAAGUUAAACAUUUUGAUAAAGUAAAGAUAUCCUUUGUCAUAAAUAUGAUAGAUGACCUCACAUUGAAUUAAUUCAGUAUUCUAGAUUUUAUAUUGAUUGAUUGAAUACUUUUAUAGCGCUUGUGACCAUGCUGUUUUAGCAUGAUCACAGCGCUCUUGGCUCUAAUGUCCUAAAAUCUAUUUAAAGAUAAAAAUCUUAAAAUUUUUCUUAAAUGACUUUCUAUAAUUUUCGAUUUCCCUCAAAGAUUGAGGCAAACUGUUCCAUAAUUUAGAAGCAAUAUAUGUUUACCCAAAUUGUGGCUAGUAAUGCUUCCUAAUUUGAGAAAUUUUAUUUACUUUAUAUUGCUUGAACGCAGUCCCUCAAAUAUUAAACUUAAAAUGCAUCAGAAAGUAGACUUACAGGUUGUUGGCACAUUGAUAAAUAGUUUGAUAUCCUACUUAGGCAAUAUAUUACCAAAAGUUUGCUGACUCCUGGUCUAGGUUAUCCUGUUUACUUGUACCCAGUCAAACCUAGUGGUCAUCCCACCUUUAAAUAGUCUUGGUGUUUUCACAGAAACAGCAUUUUAAAAGGGAUUAGAAAAUGUACGUCUCUUUUAAAAUAUGAAUACUCAUUGGUGCAAAAAAAAAUUAAUUUAAAAAAAAAUUGUUAGGAUCAGUUUAAGAUCUUUGUUCCAACAAAGCUCCCAUUUUUCUCAUUAAUUUGAUGAAAAAGCAUCAGUAAAAAUAAAUUAAAUCAAUCAUUUUCUUUCUUCCCUCUUAAUUGUGAUGUUACCCAUAAUAUUAUGGUUAGUAUUAAUACUUCCUAAUUUAAGAUAUUGAAACUGUUUUUCAACAUGUUCAUUAGUUAAGGUAUAAAUUGACUACACCAACACUGUCAUUGUUUUAGACCUUCCCUGUAAUAAUAAUUAGAAGACUGUUAUUAAAAUAAUUAAAACUGCCAUUAGAUAUUUUAUGUCAGCCAUUUUAUGCCAGAUCUUCAUCAUGAAAGAGUGGAACAAGAACUAAGGGAGAGAAUAGGAUCUUUCCAUGUGGAUGAUCUCCACCAUACAGAAACAGAGGUUAAGAUUGUCCUCCCAACUGAAGAUGGUACAAACAAUAAACAUCCCAAAACUAUUCCCCCCCCCCCACUUUCUCGUAUCUUCUCCUGCUGAAAUGAUGAAGUUUUAUGUUGGUUAAAAGCUUUGGUGGAUCCCCUUCUUCCUUAUUUAAAAAAAAAUGUAAAUAACAUUCAAGUUAACAGCUUCUCCCUUAGUGAACAUGAGUAAAGUAAACUGGCUUUGAUACAGUAUAUGUUAAUAACAAGACAUAAUGUGUGAGGCUAUGAAAUGAUGGGCCUGAGUCUUUUAUUUUGAUUAUGAUUUCAGAUUUCAGACUCAGAAAUAUGGCAAUUUACAAUGGAUCCCAUGAUUGGUUCAAAGCAUGAUUGGGUUAUAUCAAUGAUGUAUGAAGAUAGUGACAUAUCUUUCACAUGUUUAUUUUAAUGAUAUAUCCAAACAUUAGUAACAAAAAUAAUAAACCUUUUUUUUUAAAAACUAGAAAUUACUGUGCCCGUUACAGUUAUAUUUUAAAUCUAAAAAGUGUGUCAACAACAUGAAAGUUUUGGAAACUCUGAGGCAGAAUGAUCCCAUCAAUACUUUCACAGUUGCCUGUACAUUUUAUCAUCUCUAGUGUUUAAUCUUGUGACAACAGAAUUAGAUGGUUAUUUUUUAUAUCCUUUUCUUUUUCCCGGGGGGGGGGGGGUUAUGUAAUCCUUUUUGUUAUAAAUUAUGCUUUAUCAUUAGAAUCUUAUCCAGUGGUGUUGUUUUUUUUUUUUUUCUUUUUUUUUUCCCGGGGGGGGGGGGUGUUAUGUAAUCCUUUUUGUUAUAAAUUAUGCUUUAUCAUUAGAAUCUUAUCCAGUGGUGUUGUCUUUUUUAACCAUGGCUUAAUAUAGAUUAAAUUUUUGACAGGUUUCAAAUCCUUCUCAAAAUAUUGAUAUUUCAUCCUAUAGCCUUAUAAUAGAGAGCUGUUAAAUCUGUUCACAUAGUUGAAAUCAAUUACCUGGUAUUGCUUUUUCAUAAUGUAUUAUUGUGUAAUAAUAGGACAUUCUUUACAUUUAUUACAUGAUACAUUUAAGUGCUCACUCAUUAUUUAACUAUUUAGUGUAAAGGCAGCUUUAAAUGUGUUUCUAUUUAAAUGCAAAGCUGUUAGUUGAAGUACAAUGUCGGACAGUGUUAAAGUUUCUACUCUUAAAAAAAUAAGUGUUUGUGCUUCAUGUCGUCCAUUAUCUAAACCCCACCCUUCUCUCUGCCUUCAAAUCUAAAUGUGUACGGUAUGCCAUAUAAAACUGUAACUGAUAUAAAUCAGUUUUAAAAUUUAAAAAAUUAACAGCUAACACUAGCAAUAAUUUUUGUGUGACCUUUAAUCUCAGAGUUUUUAAUUUAAGUAAUUAAAUUACAAUCUUAAAUUAUUUAUUCACCUUAAAACUAAGACAACUCAAUCAUUAAAUGAAAAAUUAACCAGCCUCAUUUACAAGGGAGUGAAUGAUCUCCUUUGAAAACUUGAUGACUUGCAAUUUAAAAAAAAAAUAUUAUAAGUUUUUAAAAUAAUAUUGUUUUUUUUUGUUGUAAAUUUACAUUUUUGUGAUAAAUAGUAUGUUACCAGUAUACUAAAAGCUGAGCAUUUUCAAAAGACAUACCAAUGAAAACAACAUUUACCAUGUCAUUCAAUUGAAAAGAAAUUAAAUUCCAGAUAUGAAUUAUGGUUUUUAAUGCUUAUCUUUAUUACUGGAUUUAAACCAGAUAUUCACCAUGAGAAAGUAGAACAGGAGCUCAGGGAGAGAAUUGGCUCAUUUCAUUUGGAAGAUCUUAACCACACAGAAACUGAGGUCAAAGUUGUCCUCCCUACUGAAGAUGGUACAUUGCCACUGGUCACCCAUCAUAUGCUAUACUUCUUUCAGCUUGUUCCUUACCCGGAAUCAUGAAUUCAAUACAACUUUGUGUUCCUUGAUUUAUUUGAUCUAACAGUUAUGUUACGCACCUCAAAACUCAACUAAUCAAUCACAUCUAGUCUUUUAGUGUAACCCAGUUUUAUCAAUCUUAAUAAAUAAACAAAUUAAGAAUUGCUUGUCAUUUUGAAAUGAAGCAGACCAUUUUUUAUCUUUCAGAAUGACUUUUAAAGAAAUGUUCAAUAUUUUAUACAAUUUUUAUUGUUUUUAAAGAACACAAAUUUAACAAUUCUCUCACUCCCUACGUUUCUGCCCAUGAGCAUUUUCAAUCCCAUUUUUUCCCUUUGUUUGCUUUUCAUCCCAAACCUUUUCCUGUUUAAAAUAUUUUGAAACAAAUUAUAAAAAUAUUUGAAUUAACAACCAAAGCAAAACACAUAUGCUGUGGUCAAUUCUCACAUUAACAUUACCUUGCAGCAGGAUAUUCUGUAAUUUUAUGUUUUGAUUUCUCAUAGAGGAAAAAGUUAACAGUAUAUUUGUCAUUUUGAGAAAAGGUCCUCCAGCAAUUGAAUUUUAGAACUAUUAUAUUUAAAGCCAUUCAUAUACACUAAUUAAAUGGACAUUUAUUUGAAAAGAGUAACUCUUAAAGGCAACUCAAAAAUAAAAAUAUAUCUGGCAGUAGUAAGUCAACAUCUUGAAUAAUCAUUAUUCAAUUAAUGUACAAAUGUAUAAUUUCAAGUUUCUUUGUGCUUGAAAACUGCAUACUGCCCAUUAUUUUACUACCAUCCUGACCUUUUGAUUGUCUUGAUCUUUAAAAAAUUAUUUCUUAUUUGAUGAGUUCUUUUUAUUUUAAUUUUGGUUUGGGGGGAGCAUUUGCUAUUACUGGGAAGAAUUCAUCAGUUCUUGCUUUAAAAUAUAAAUGUUUUUAAAAAGUUGAGACAUUAAAGUGUCAGUUUCAACAACAAAUUAGUCAUAUCAUUUAACCAAUGCAUUUAAUUGGUAUGAGGAAAUUUGUUUAAAAGAAAUUUGGUGGAAGGAAAAUUAAUUGAUGGAAGUGAAAUAGCUUUUGUUGUUAGAAAUCAGUGUUGCCCACAUAACAAAUUCAAACGAGAUUAUCCGACAUAAUGGUAGCAGAACUUACAGAAAGUAUGCAUAUUUUUAAGGUGUUGUAUUUCUAUUUUUACUUAAUUCCCUGAAUUUUUAAUAACGAGCCUACUGUACAAUGUUUUUAUUUUUAAAUUCAAACAAACUUUCAUAGAACAAAAUUCAUUUCGAACAAUUUUCCCAGUUUCUCAAUCACAUUUCUUUGCCCAAAUAUAUAAAAAAUCUUGGCCUUAAAAACAUGUUUUGCACCUGUAAGCCAAACAAAAAAAAUCAGUUAUAACAAACCUUUGUGGGAUCAAAUUUUCCUUCGACCAAACUUCCACCUGAGUUCCACCUACCCAUUUUUAAAAACAAAUGUACUGUUAAUCUAUUCAAUAAGAAAGUUAUCUAAAUGAACUGAUAAGCAUUUACUGUAAAUAAUGAUAAGAUAGAAAUAAUAUUGUCUUGUUUAUUGGAUUCUCACAUAGUAGCAGAGCUAACAUUAGACAUAUCUAGAAGUUGACAUCAACAAAUAACUUGGCCGUAAAUACAAAUGUAAAUAAACUUUAUCAUGUAACAGCUGUUUUUGAAUAAUCUUAUAUUUAAUUGAUGUGUUUUCCUUAUUCUAAUUUUCGCCUUGUAUCUGCUCCACGUGAAAAGGGAUAAAGAAAAAUAAAGCUGAAUUCAAUCUAUGAUCUUUAUUAAACUUUUAAUUGGAAAAAAAAUAUCUCUUACUAUUAAUUACAUGUAAUCAGCUUAUUUUUUUUUAAAAAUUAAAAAAUUCAGUCUUGGUAACAAUAACAUUUGUUUUAUUUACAUUGGCAUUACUUUUAUUUUACAGAAACUUUUAGAUCUGUAUUUUAAAAAAGCUAAAUAUUGUGCACUGUAACAUAAAAAUUAAACUUUUUUUGUCUUUUAUAAUAUUUAUAAAACAUUUUAAUAAUUGUCUAUGAAAUUUGGGGAAUUAAUUUAAAACUCUUCUUUUUUUCUUUACCUUAGUAAGGCAUCUUACAUUUAUUUUAGUUCAAACUGCAUUGUAGCUACCAAGCAUUGAUAUGCCCUACAUUUAAAAAAAAAAAUAUAUUGAUUUAGUAUUUAUGAAACAGAUUCUUAUUAAAUGGCUUAACUUACAUCAGUAUAAAAGCUCUAUUCUAAAAAAAAUACCUUAAUACCUUGAAAUUAAAAUUACAAUUAAAACUACUGUUCUUAUAAUCUAAAGUAAAAAAAAAAAUGUAAUGGAGAAAAAACCUCUGACUGCACAGAAAAAAUCAGUUGUCCCUACAUUGAUGAUGAAAUAUUGGUGAGACAUAUUUAUAAUAGUUUUGUUUGUCCACUGUCCCCAGUGAUUGAACAAGAGAAGCAGGAACAGGAACUGAAAAACUCCAUCAGCUCCUUCAAGAGGGCCAGCCUCAAGCACACAGAAACACAAGAGAAAAAUCCCCUUCCUCCCACUGAAGGUACACCUGAUCAAACAUUGAUUAUGUCUUUGUUUCCUACAUGGAUUUCUACUGGCUCAUAGUUUUAUGGAAGAUAUAUUUUAAAAAAAAAAUAGUUUUGGAUAAUUGGCACGUAAAAUCUUGUCUUUGUUUAAAAAUGUAUGUGUGGCUUAUUUAUUUCUGGAGCGUAUAAUAUACAUUUAUUUAGCUUAGCAUACUAUAUUUAUCAGAGUGUCUGUAUUCUACAUGUAUCAGAUAGUGCUUGUAUGUGCCUUAUGUGCUCAGGAAAUAAGCUAAUCAGCUUUUUUUUUCAGCCAUUCAGCUGGAGAAACAAGAAACUGAGUUCCGCAACUCUAUUGAAGGCUUUGAGAAGAACCAGCUGAAACAUGCCAAAACAGCUGAGAAGAACCCUCUGCCAACCAAAGAAGGUACUGCCUCACAAGUUCCUUUGUUGAAGCUGCAAAAAAAAAAAAAAAAAAAAACAUUUUUAAAUUAUAUGUACUUAGCAGAAUGUGUUUUGCAUGCAAGGGAUUAAGGCAAAAGUUUUGAAUAUUGCACCUUCAAAGUUCCAGUGAUGACACUGAAAUCUAAGUAAAAUAAAGAACUGAUUGCCUUAUUUUCAAGUGAUCCACAAACUUUUAGCCUGAUAUGUAUGACUAACAAAAUUGAAUCAGUUUAUAAAAAACAUUUUGAGUUGAUAACAUUUCUAGCUUCAUUAAAAGCAAUUGAUUUGAGCAUAAUAAAACUAGUUAUAAAGAGUGUUGCAUUAAAUUAUUUGUAUGAUUUUCAGAAUUACUUCAAGAAAAAAAGGGCAGCAAGUAAAGGACCCCAGUGUGACAUCUGUGAGCUACAACACAAAACUGUUCAGUGCUGCAGGAUGUCUACUCUCUACUGCUCUAUCAGAUGAUGUGUCAACUUGGGGCAUCUUAUGAUCAGACAACUUCAGAGCCCGUCUCAUAAUUAUGAGGAUUUCACUUUAUAUAGGAUUACUUUCUUCCAAUGCAACAUUGACUAACAUAAUUAGAAAAUCAAUAAAAAUAUUAGUUCAGUUGUUAGUUGCUAGAUAAACAAAGGGAUAGAGAAAAAACAAUUUUUUUGAAAAAAAAAAAUUAAUAAAUUCAGAUCUACUGGUCAUAUUUGUGCCCCAAUGAGUUAUGAAAUCAUUAUUUGGCUGCAGCUAAGAGAGCAAACUUGCCAUGAGAACCCACAUUGUUUUGUUGCUUCCUCCAGUUAUUUCUCACAUUUAAAUACCAAGUCACUAAAAUGGAAUAUCCAGCAAAGUAGUGGUAAUGCAACAAAAAUUUCUCAGCUCUCACUCUUGCGGAAGGGGAAUGAAACAAAGGGUUCUCACAGCUUGUUUCUUGAGGCUCCUGCAAAUCAAGUUGUUUAUUUGAUACAAGCUUGUAAAUAAGUGCCUACCAUUCACAUAUUCCUGACUUAACCAUUGGAAUUAUUAUCUCAUUUUUGCUCCCCAUCAUUUCUAAUACUGUACUUCUUCACUUGGUAAGUUGAGCCAAAGGAAUAAAUAUCUAACAAUUUUUCCAAGAAUAUCGUCAACACAGAUCAAAACCCUAGAAACCUGAAAAAGCUUUCCCAUUAAAAAAAAAAGAAGAAGAUAAUCAAAUUUAUCAAACCAUAUUCACUCAGCUUAAUGACUUGAUGUCAAAAUUGCUUUCAAACUAACACCACAUUUCCCUCAAACUAACACCACAUUUCCCUCAAACUAACACCACAUUGCCCUGUAGGUUCCAAAGAUCAUUUGCCCGAUUUGGUCUGCUUGUUGCCUGCAAUGAUGCACAACAUCUUGGAAGUGUGUAAUCUACCAGGAGCCUAACCUACCACAACUAAGAUGUUAAUGUUUAAGAUUUAUUUUUAAAAAAAAAUAAAUUAACUUUUCACCCAAAAAAGUUAAGGAUUUAUUGUGAACCAUUAGGUCGGCUUGUGUGUAGAUUAGGCUUGCAAUGGGUGGAUGUGGUUAAUUAGCGGAUGUGGUAAAAUAUUUAGAUUCCAUUUUUAUGAUUUAUGAUAUGGCUGCUUAAUUUAAAAUUGAACUUUGACAUUUUAAAUGGAGACGAAGGGAACAUUUUGUAUUAUUUCAAUAUUGGUGCUACUGAUGAUAUUUUGUAACAAAUUAAAAAAAGAAAACUUUGUAAAAUAAGUUACCUUGUGUGAAUUAGUGAAGAGGUUGUUGUUACAGUAAUUAGCACAUGUCAACAAAGUUCAUUAUAAUUAUAUUGGUCUUACUCCUCAUUUCUUCUGUAUCUAUUCUGAGAUAUUUUUCCUCUAUGGGUUUUAUUAUCAUUAUUAUUAUGAAAUGAAAGUGUGUAAUCUAUAUAUUUUCUGCUUUUUUUUUUUCUCCAUGUUCCAAAGAGUUAAUGCACAUGCUUAAGGUAAUAGAAUACUACAAAAUAAUUGUUCUGUAGCAUUAUCAUAAUAAUGUACAUUGUCCUGGAUACAGAAAUGUAUUUUGCAGGGUAGUUCUUUUCAUUUUGUUCAUUCAAUUAAUGCUGAAAUAUUUUCUGUUGAAAAACUUGUUAACUACCAAAAUGUUAUGAAGCUGUACCCCAACUACAUCACCUGCUUACCUAAUGUACUCAAGGUUGGAUUCUGUUCAAAUCAAGCUUGAAAAAAAGAAAAACUAAUUGAGAAAUAUCUUGAACAUUCCUCUACAAUGAAAAUCUGCCACACCAACAGGAAAAUGAAAGGGCAUGAUUACCUGUGUUGUCAAUGAUAAUGUACAAACUUUGAUUUUCAUAUUAAAAAAUUUUUUCUGUAUCUUGAC